Molecule: messenger RNA, 426 nt
Organism: Topomyia yanbarensis
Lineage: Eukaryota; Metazoa; Arthropoda; Insecta; Diptera; Culicidae
Exons: 1
Coding region: 1-426 (141 amino acids)
Source: RefSeq, a predicted model, not a curated record
AUGGACGUUGGACUACUCGUUGAUAGCUCGUUAUGGUGGAAUGCAUCGUCGUGGCUUGCUUCGCUAAACCUACCUUGGCCGGAACCACCAGGGCAGUUUGGUCGCGUGAGGGAAAAGGAGCUUGAAACUAGAAGAGGAAUUGCCCUUCCCAUUGCAGCGCAGGAAGCCGACAUUUUCUCUCUGUUUUCCUCGCUAGAAGCCUUCGUCACGGUUCUCAUGCAAGUUGAAGGCUGCUUGAAUUCCAGGCCUAUUACACCAAUAUCAACUGACCCAAAUGAUAUACAGGUGCUAACGCCGGGCCAUUUUCUUAUCGAGCGGCUGCUCAACGCCCUGCCACAACCCGAUUACACUGUUGUUCCCGAGAAUCGACUGCGGAUGUGGGAACGACUUCAACGGUAUACACUUCUGGCAGCGAUGACAUCGUGA